Molecule: messenger RNA, 7303 nt
Organism: Synchiropus splendidus (mandarinfish)
Lineage: Eukaryota; Metazoa; Chordata; Actinopteri; Syngnathiformes; Callionymidae
Product: trichohyalin-like
Exons: 1
Coding region: 11-7303 (2430 amino acids)
Molecular function (GO): protein binding
Source: RefSeq, a predicted model, not a curated record
AACUGGUACGAUGGACUCGGCGAGUGGGUUGAAGCAUGCGGCAGCUGGAGACGGUGAGAGGCGGCGUCCUGUGGGUGCGCAGAGCGGCAAGCCAUUCCAGAGAGACUCGUGGCCCCGAAUGACCAAGCAGUUCCUGAAAGAGCACUGCAAGCAACAGAAACUCUACUCCACCCCGCACCUCAACGAGACCCUGUACCUGCACUUCAAGGGUUUCUCCACCAUCGAGAACCUGGACGAGUACACUGGACUCAAGUGUCUUUGGCUGGAGAACAAUGGCCUGCAGCGCAUCGAGAACCUGGACGCUCAGACCAGCAUGCGAUGCUUGUUCCUUCACCAAAAUCUUAUUCGCAAACUGGAGAACCUGGACCACAUGCUGGACCUCUGCACCCUGAACGUCUCCAAUAACUUAAUUCACAUCAUUGAGGGGAUCUCUGGACUUCCUCAGCUCAGCACUCUGCAGAUAUCCCACAACAAGCUGCAGACCGCCGACGACAUAAAGCACCUGAGCGAGUGCUUGUCCAUCAACGUGUUGGACUUGUCUCACAACCAGCUCAAUGACCCACAGAUACUGGUGGUCCUGGAGGCCAUGCCUGAACUCAGAGUACUGUAUCUGAUGGGAAAUGACGUUGUAAGGAAAAUCCCAAACUACAGGAAGACUUUGAUCGUGCGCCUCAGGCAGCUCACCUUCCUGGACGACCGCCCCGUGUUCCCCAAAGACCGGGCCUGCGCUGAAGCCUGGGCGAAGGACGGCGUGGAAGGAGAGCGCAAAGAGCAUGCGGCGUGGCAGUCUCGCGAGCACAAGAAGCUCCAGGAGAGUCUGGAUGCCAUGGCCAUGAUUCGGCAGAGAGCUCGGGAGAGACUGGGCGGUCGACCAGCAGAGCUGGAGAGAGCACCAGAUGAAGCAGCGGAGAACAUCCAUGAGGUGGUGCAGAACACCGUGGAAGCCUACGACCAGCUCUUAGAAGAUCGAGCGACAACCCAGGCGCCUGAGGAUCACUCUGGCAGCAAGACAAUCCAAAAAGAGUCGCCGAUUCAAGGCCUAAAUCCAGAACAGACGAUGGUGCAAGGAGACGAGAUCCAGACAGACGUCCAGGUUGAAGGCACAAAUCUGGAGCAGGAGAGUCAGACAUCGGCGAUCCAACAGAUGGAGCAAGUGCAGAGCCAGACAGAGGACUUGGGUCAGACAUCCAGCGACCAAAUGUUAGAGCCAAUCCAUCCAGGUGAGCUGUGUGGUGAGGCUCAAGUGGAGAGACCAGAGAACCAGGAACAAAACUCUGGGAUAAAGGAGGCUGAGGACUGCCCAGUGAAGCCUGAGAGGUUCAGUGCUGAGCCAACCCAGGAGACUGCUGGGGUCACACAGUCUGAUACAGAGGGACUCACUCGAGAAGAGCCUGAGCCCGAGGAGUCCAAGCUCAUAGAGAACAUGUAUCUGCAGCAGUUGAACACCAGAUCUGACGAGAAGGAAGUGAACGUAGGGCAGCAGAGAGAAGAGCCGGCGACAAAGACCGAGUUCCAGGAGGUUGAUGUAGAGCUGGUUGAUCUGGAGCUGCUGAUCGAAGAGUUGCCCAGCUCAGAGUUGAACACCCGACCAGCCAGAAUGCAGGAGACUUCCGGGCCCGACUCAGAUCAUGUGACCGCUGUGUUAGUAACCCAACAGUCAGAGCCAGUGGCGCUGCAGGACAUGGACCCAGAUCAGCUCAGUGAAGCAUCGCUGGAGGACAAACCAGACCCAGAUGAACUGAAGAUGCUUGACACUGGAGGGACUUCGGAGCCUGUCGAGAGCCACUCACAGGGGGAGGAGUCAACUCCAGUUGGACCUCAGGCUGAAAUGGAGAAAGAAUUUGAGCAAGGCGAAAGGGUGACGGAGUUGCAGGUCAUGGAGUUGAACGCAGGGGAAAGAGCCACCACAGAGCAAAGCUGUCUUCAGGUGGACAUCAACAUCCACUGCAAGACAUGUGAGACGGACGGCCAACAUGUUGAGUGGGGAAAGACAGACACCAAGGUUCAGACGGAGACAGAGGACCAGAGAGAAGAAGACUUCAAGACAGCUCAACGUUCAGAGGCCGAGAAGAUAUUGGCUGCAGAACAGCAAGAGUUAGACCCACAGCAGCUGCUGAAGCUAGAGAAUCCAGGUGAGGCCUGUGAGGAGCUUCAGGAAGACGCUCAGGUGUCAGAGAGAGGAGGAUUAAAAACAGAGCUGGACACCAGAGAGCUAACGGGACAGAAGAGUGGGACAGAGGUGAUGGAUCCAGAGCUGCUGAUCCAGGAGGAAGUGAUGUCACAGUUACAAGGAUUUGCCAGUGCUCAGAGGGAAAAUGAGUCACAGGAAGAAAUCUUGCCAAGUGACAUCCCAAAGUCUGAGACAGAGGGAAUCAAUCCAGAGCUGCUGAGCGAAGAGCUGCAGAGAGACAAGUCGGAUGAGGUCGAGAUGACUGCAAAGACUCUGAGCGAGGGGUCGGACCGACACCCCUUUGGCUCAGAAACAGAGUGGGUCAUUCUAGAGAAGCCGGGAGAGUUUGAUGGAGAGAGAGAUGUCCAACCUCCAGAGAAAGAGGAGCAAGAGCCGACCGGUCCUCUGCAGCUGAGCGAAGGGUUGGAGGACACAGAUCCAGAGCAAGAGAGUCUGACAGAAGGAGAGAUAGAAGUGGAUCCAGGACAUCUGAGAGACGAGUUGCUGAGAGAGGGGUCCAGUGAACAUGGGUCCGAGCAGGAGGAGGAGGAGGAGAGGAGUGUUCCAGAGCCGGAGACAGAAGCAGAGGAAGAGAACUGGUCCUCAUGGCGUCAGGGGUCAGACAAAGAGGGAGAAACCCUGAGGCUCCAGUCAGAGGUGUCGACAGAAAAAGACAGGAGUUUAGAGGAGUUGAUUCUGGAGAUGCAACCAGAGCAAAUCAUUCACCCCCAUUCCCCGAAAGACUCGAGCCAGCUGGAGACAGAGUGGGUCGUCCUCGAGGCGACUGGUGGCUUGUGGAGACAGGAGUCAGGAGAAGACGGCCAGCAGCACAGGCUGAGCAGGAACUCAGUCACUCCUGAGCUGCAGAAGGAAACGCUCGAGUGCCAGGAUGAAGAGUCUUGUCCCCAACAGUCAGAACAAGUGGGAAGCACUUCAGAGUUGAAGGGAGAAGACCUGGACCUGAAGAAUCCAGAGCAGCUGAGCAAGGAGUCACUGAUGGAGGAGGCCUGGCCUGAUGAGGAAAUAGAGCAGAUGACUCUGGAGCAGCAGUGCCAGGAGUCAAAUACAGAAACAGAGAAGCAAGAUGGAGUAGGUAGUGGUCAGGUGGACGAGGUCCAGAGUGGGCAGGCCAAGAAGGUCAGUCCAGAGUUGCAGAGAGAGGAGACCCAAGUGUCUGGAGCAGAGAGGAUGGGACAGGCAGUGUGGAGCAGAUCAGUGCAGAAGUCUGACGAGAACUGGGGAGAGAUUUCGGACACAGGCAUCCAGAGCCAAGAUGGCCAAAACCAGAUCAGACCUGAACCUCUUCAAGAGCAGAACUUUGAGGAGUCAAAGGACAGCGCCCCUGUUUCAGAGCCUGAACAUGCAAUGAUCAUAGAGGAGCUACUGCAGGAGUUCAACGUUGAGAUGUCCAAUCCAGACUCCCCAAGCUUCCAAGAAGGGGAUGGAUUAUUCGGAACGAAGGACUUCAUUCCGUGGCAACUGCAGGCGGUGUGCCAGUCCCAGCUGUGUCAGAUUGAGACCCUAAAAGCAGAGGAAACACUCUGGAUGGAGAACACCAGUGUGUGCCAGCUGAGCACCGACCGUCAGGCGGAGGUGUCAGAGACAGACGCGCACGAUCUGACGGAGAUCAAUGAAGAACAGCAGUCCACAAGGCUCCUGGCAGAGAGGGACGCUGAGAUCCCACAGUCCCCGAGUAUAGGUCCAGAGGAGCCCACUGCAGAGCUGCAUGGCAAAGAUUGGGAGAGCCAGGGGUUCAGGACUGAGGAGGAGAACAGACCAGACUCAGAGAGAACCCAGACACAGCUUCUCACUGAAGGGAUCCAGAGGGAACAAGACAAGUGUCAGCUAAAGCAAGAGACAGAGGAGGCGCGAGCUGAGGCAAAGAGAUCAGAGGAACACAUGGAACUGGAGCUCACUGAAGGGAUGAGGAGUGAGGAGUUAGAGAGCGCUGUCCAACAUCCAGAUGAAGAGAAGAUCAAGCCAGUGAAACAGACGGGACAAGAAGGUUUUAUUGUGGAGCAGCAGACUGACACGUUGGGAGGUGAGAUGUUGGAGAUGGACAUGGACCAGCUCAACCCAGAGCUGCAGAGUGAAGAGCAUGAGACCGAGACUGAAGACGUCGAGGUGAACAAUCCAAACCAUGUGACAGAGUCAGAGAAUGACCAACAGCAGUUUGGGCCAAAUGCAGAGGUGACUGAAGAACAGAUACAUGGAGAGCAGCAGACUGAGGAAGAGAAGCCAGAGACGUUCAGGCGGCUAGAGUGUGAGGAGCUGCAGACGCAGACAGAGGACGCAGGUGAAGCUUGCAGCUGUGACCUGUCAGAGAUGGACACUGGUCAGCUAACACAACCUCAUCCAUAUCAGCCUGGUGAAGAGACAGAGCGAUGGGAGUCAGAGGCAGAGAACAACAAGACCUCAGAGGAGACAGAGCUCAUUGAGCAAGAGUGCCAUUGUGAAGCUACACAAAGUGCAGAGCUUUGGUUUGAGCUACAAGACAGAGAAGUCACUCCAGACCGACCAGUGCAGCAAGAGAAGCUGGAGGAAAGGAGUCCUGAGCAGCUGAGUGAGGAGCCUGAAGACAUCAAGACAUCACAUGCAGGGCAAACAUUGGCCUCAGAUGAGUUCCACUUGGACAAGCUACAGGGUGAGAAGAGUGAGGAGGAUGUCAACCAACUACAGCUGUGUGGAGGGGAGGACGGGGAACAGUCUUGUGGUGGUCCAUCUGAGAUGGAGAAGAGUCCAGAGGAGAUCACAGAGGUGCUGCAGAGGUCUGACUCCAGCAGCCAACAGCUGGACUUGGAGCAGCUCGGCCUCGAGCUGAACAGUAAUUGGGGCAAGCCACACGUCCACAAUCCAAAGCUGGAAAUGGAGGAGAGGGAAGUUCUCAAUGCAGAGAAAUGUCAGAGAAAAGCAACAGAAGAUGAUGACCUGACAGCCGGAGAGGAACUGAUGCCUAGAGCAGUAGUGAUCUCUGAAACACGGAGCAAUCAAGAAACAACAGAGGACGUGUCAGAGGCAGCAGAGAUCGAGGAGCUGAAGUCAGAGGGGCCUAAGUGUGAUGAUCACAAGUCUGAGGCGCUGGUGUCUGAUGACCAGUCUCAGGAACAGCAGCAGUCUGAGGAGCUCAAGUCUGACAAGCAGCAGUCUGAGGAGCAGAAGUUUGAUGAUCAAAAGUCUGAGGAGCUGGAGUCUGAUGAUCCCAAGUCUGGGGAGAAGCAGAAGUCUGCAGAGCAGCAGAAGUCUGAGGAGCUGGAGUCUAAUGAUCACAAGUCUGGGGAGCAGCAGAGGUCUGAGGAGCUGGAGUCUAAUGAUCACAAGUCUGGGGAGCAGCAGAAGUCUGAGGAGCUGGAGUCUAAUGAUCACAAGUCUGGGGAGCAGCAGAAGUCUGAGGAGCUGGAGUCUGAUGAUCACAAGUCUGGGGAGCAGCAGAAGUCUGGGGAGCAGCAGAAGUCUGAGGAGCUGGAGUCUGAUGAUCACAAGUCUGGGGAGCAGCAGAAGUCUGAGGAGCUGGAGUCUAAUGAUCACAAGUCUGGGGAGCAGCAGAAGUCUGAGGAGCUGGAGUUUGAUGAUCACAAGUCUGGGGAGCAGCAGAAGUCUGGGGAGCAGCAGAAGUCUGAGGAGCUGGAGUCUAAUGAUCACAAGUCUGGGGAGCAGCAGAAGUCUGAGGAGCUGGAGUUUGAUGAUCACAAGUCUGGGGAGCAGCAGAAGUCUGGGGAGCAGCAGAAGUCUGAGGAGCUGGAGUCUAAUGAUCACAAGUCUGGGGAGCAGCAGAAGUCUGAGGAGCUGGAGUCUAAUGAUCACAAGUCUGGGGAGCAGCAGACGUCUGAGGAGCUGGAGUCUAAUGAUCACAAGUCUGGGGAGCAGCAGAAGUCUGGGGAGCAGCAGAAGUCUGGGGAGCAGCAGAAGUCUGGGGAGCAGCAGAAGUCUGAGGAGCUGGAGUCUGAUGAUCACAAGUCUGGGGAGCAGCAGAAGUCUGAGGAGCUGGAGUCUGAUGAUCACAAGUCUGGGGAGCAGCAGAAGUCUGGGGAGCAGCAGAAGUCUGAGGAGCUGGAGUCUAAUGAUCACAAGUCUGGGGAGAAGCAGAAGUCUGGGGAGCAGCAGAAGUCUGAGGAGCUGGAGUCUAAUGAUCACAAGUCUGAGGAGAAGCAGAAGUCUGGGGAGCAGCAGAAGUCUGAGGAGCUGGAGUCUGCGGAGCAGCAGUCUGAUGAGCUGAAGUCUGAUGAUCACAAGUCUCAGGAGCUGAAGUCUGAUGACCAGAGGUCUCAGGAGCAGCAGCAGUCUGAGGAGCAAUUGUUUGAUGAUCAAAAGUCUGAGGACCUGGAGUCUGCGGAGCUGCAGUCUGAUCAUCAGAAGACUGAAGAGCAGCAGUCUGAUGAGCUGAAGUCUGAUGAUCACAAGUCUCAGGAGCUGAAUUCUGACGACCAGAGGUCUCAGGAGCAGCAGCAGUCUGAGGAGCAAUUGUUUGAUGAUCAAAGGUCUGAGGACCUGAAGUCUGCGGAGCAGCAGUCUGAUGAUCAGAAGACUGAAGAGCAGCAGACUGAGGAGCUGAAGUCUGAUGAUCAAAAGUAUGACGAGCAGCAGUUUGAGGAGCAGAUGUAUGAGGAGCUCAAGUCUGAGGAGCAGCGGAAGUCUGAGGAGCACAAAUAUGAGGAGCUCAAGCCUGAGGAGGAGCAGAAGUCUGAGGAGCUCAAGUCCGAGGAGCUGAAGUCUGAGGAGCUCAAGUCCGAGGAGAAGUCUGAGGAGCAGAUGUCUGAGGAGCAGAUGUCUGAGGAGCAGAUGUCUGAGGAGCAGAUGUCUGAGGAGCAGAUGUCUGAGGAGCAGAGGUCUGAGGAGCAGAGGUCUGAGGAGCUCAGGUAUGAGGAGCAGAGGUUUGAAGAGCUCAAGUAUGAGGAGCAGAUGACUGAGGAGCUCAAGUAUGAGGAGCAGAUAUCUGAGAAGAUGACGUCUCAGAUGAUGAAAUCUGAUGAUCAGAAGCCUGAGGAUCUCUACUCUGAGAAGAUCAAGUCCGAGGAGCUGGAGUCUGAUGAGCAGAAGUCUAAGGAGCUCAAGUCUGUGGGCACAUAUUCAGAGGGAAAAGAGCAACCUUGCGGUCUCUCUGGCGACUCCUGGCUGGUUGACAUCCCAUUGGACUGA